AAAAGAACGAAGAAAAAGAAAGGAACAAAAAAAAAAGGAAUAAAGAAAAACAAAAGAACGAAGAAAAAGAAAAGAACGAAAAAAAAAGAAGAAACGAAGUGAAAGAGAAAGAACGAAAGAAAAAAGAAAGAACGAAGAUAAGAAAAGGAACAAAAAAAAAAGAAACAGAACGAAGAAAAAAAAAAAAAACAGAGGGAAAAAAAGGAGCGGAAAAAAGAAAAAAAGGGAAAAAAAGAAAAAGAACGAAAGAAAAGGAACGAAAGAAAAGGAACGAACAAAAAAAAAAAAGCAAAAAGAAUGAAAGAAAGAAAAAAGAAAAGAACAAAGAAAAAGAAAGGAACAAAGAAAAAAAAGGAAUAAAGAAAAAGAAAAGAACGAAGGGAAAGAGAAGAAAUGAAGGGAAAGAGAAGAAACGAAGGGAAAGAGAAGAAACGAAGGGAAAGAGAAGAAACGAAGGGAAAGAGAAGAAACGAAGGGAAAGAGAAGAAACAAAGGAAAAGAAAAAGAACGAAGGAAGGAAAGAAAAGGAACGAAAAAACAAAAUAAAAAAUAAAAAAGAAGCAAAAAGAAUGAAAGAAAAAAGAAAAGAACGAAGAAAAGAAAGGAACAAAGAAAAAAAAGGAAUAAAGAAAAAGAAAAGAACGAAGGGAAAGAGAAGAAACGAAGGGAAAGAGAAGAAACGAAGGGAAAGAGAAGAAACGAAGGGAAAGAGAAAGAACGAAGAAAAGAAAAGUAACAAAAAAAAAAGAAACGGAACGAAGAAAAAGAAAAAAAAGAAGCGGAAAAGAAGCAGAAGAAAAGAAAAAAAAGGGAAGGAAAAACGAAAGAACAAAAAAAAAAAAGAAAAAAAAGAAAAAAAAAGAAAAGAACGAUGA
Molecule: messenger RNA, 875 nt
Organism: Racocetra fulgida
Lineage: Eukaryota; Fungi; Glomeromycota; Glomeromycetes; Diversisporales; Gigasporaceae
Source: the annotation of a GenBank genome assembly